Molecule: messenger RNA, 2620 nt
Organism: Anopheles cruzii
Lineage: Eukaryota; Metazoa; Arthropoda; Insecta; Diptera; Culicidae
Product: hornerin-like
Exons: 1
Coding region: 778-2244 (488 amino acids)
Source: RefSeq, a predicted model, not a curated record
AUGCAGGCCCGAGAUACGGCUUCGACAAGGCACCAACAGGUUCCGACAUGUUUCGUCGCGUUUGCGAUGCGAAAAACAACGCCACGGUCACGCCACGCUGCACACACACACACGCUCCUGAGGACCACCCCUUUUCGGCGCCUGCUUUCUGCCGUUACGCAAACACAGUGUGUGCAUGCACGCGUGUACUGAAAUUUGAAACUCACGUGUCCCGCGGUGGGGUGGGUUGCGACGAUCACCUUACGACCCCCAUAAUGACCCCCCCUCCUGGUAUGAAACCAAUAAAACAAAAGAAAAACAAUUCCCACGAAAAGUAGACCAGGUUCCAGGAAAUGAGAUCAACCAACACACACACACGACUGACGCAACACCUCCUUGGUGGUGGUGAAAUACUGCUGUCCGCUGCGAUGACUCAUCAUCCAUCAAGCAACUUGACCGGUGCCGGUUCUCUCUCGUCGGUGUUGGUGUGCCGAAGCCGGCAAAACAAAAACAAACUCCGGGGACCACGAUGACUUUGCGUAAACACAGAGAGAGAGAGAGCGCGAGAGGGCCAGAUAAUGGGGAGCCCGACGCGCCGCGGCCGCGAUCGUAUAAAAGACCAUCGGAAGGGUAGCUGUUGCAUCAGAGUUGACAACCGAUUGUUGCAGUAAACAGCGAGUCGUAUCAACACAGACAUUGUGAGAAAAGUAAAGCAACACAUUCCACCUUGUGAGACACCAGAAGCUACAACACAACCCUAUAAUCCAGCCAAGGGUCAAGGUGAAGCAAGUCGCCACCAUGUCGACCACAACAAAGCCAGCAGCAACAGCAGCAGCGGUGCCCCCGCCACCCGCGGCAGUGACCAACAUCAUUCCAGAGUUCCACGGAGCGACGGACGAUUGGACCGUGUACCGGGAGAUACUGGAGGAGUUCUAUCGGGCCAACGGAAUCGCCGGCCCAGCCCGGGUGCCGGUGCUGAUCAGUGUGAUCGGUAAGGACACCUACCGGACGCUUCGGGGCCUGUGCCAUCCGCGCUCACCGAAGGAGAUGGAGUACGACGAACUGUGUCGGGUGCUGGCCCGUCAGUUCAUUCCGGAAAUCGCGAUCUUCCGCCGCCGAUCGCAGUUCUAUCGGGCCGAGCAGGGGCGCGGUGAAAGCGUCAAAGAUUGGUACGCCCGCCUGAAGGCGCUUUCGGUGGAGUGCCAGUUUGGCGAGCAGCACCUGGAGCCGCUACUGUUGGACCGGUUCGUGAUCGGUCUGGCGCCCGGACCGGUACAGGAGCGGCUGUGUGAGGAGCGACCGGAUUCGCUAACGCUCGACGGCGCGGUCGAUAUAGCGGCCACAAAGGAAGCGGCUAUGGCUGAGGAGCAGAUUGCGCAAGAGUUUGCCGCGCUGGGAGUGGACGAUGAAGGCCACCGACAUCGGCGACGUGGAAGACACGGACCCCGCCACUACCAAGUUGGCGGCGGGAGGUUCCACCAUUGGUCGCCGGAGCACGAUCCACGAUUCGGUCAUCAUCGUCACCGGCACGGACGGCACCACCACCGUCAUCCGGGGCAUCACCAUUCGGACCCCGAGGAGGGACACCACCAUCACCGCCAUCAUGGUCCGCCGCACCACUUUGGCGGAUUCCACGGGCAUCAUCACUGGGGACCGAUCGGCCGACCAGAAUUCGGUCCACCGAUGGGCGGUCACCCGGAGGAAGCGCGCCGCCGAGUGAUGAUGUCGCGCCACUGGGGAGCGCCAGCGUUCGGACCCGGUGCCCCGGGCCAUUGGCACGGCCGGAUGGCCGGAAGACCGGGUAUGGAGUUUGGAGGUGCGAUGCACGGAUGUGAACGAUUCGGCGGCGGACGCUCGCGCGAACGUCGUUGGGCCAAGAAGUGGCGCAAACAUUGCCGUCGUCGCCGAAGCAGCUCUUCGAGCAGCAGUUCGAGCAGCAGCAGCAGCGGCAGUUCCAGCUCGUCCAGCUCCAGUGGCAGCAGCAGCGCAAGCGAGACGGAAUUGGAGCCGGAGAAGAGGUGCCGCAAAGGGCGCAAAGCGGCUGAGCCCCAGCACAAACACCAGCAUGGAAAGCAUCAUCAUCAUCAUCGUGGCAAGCGGCACCACCACGGCCACGGCGGCGGUCACGGUCAUCGCCACCACCACCACCACCCGGGUGUCGGAAGUGGUGGCCAUUAUCGCAGGCGCAACGAUGAGCAGCAGCAAGUAGCGGCAGACCUGCAAAACGCCACGGACCCGACAACAGAACCGGAGCUGAUCGAAUAAGCAUUGGUGGCCACAUGCUCGUGGCCCCCAUAAUCUUCGUCUUCGUAUCUUCUCAUCUAUUUUAUCCUGUGAGGAAACUUAUGCGCAUAUUCAUUAAGCACCAGCAGCACCAGCAGCUGCAUUAUUAAAGGGAUUUAACUAAACGAAAUAUGUCGUCGACCAAAAAAACGAAAAAAAAUCUCAGUUAAUCAACAGAAACGAAAAAAAAACCUAAAAAAUAAAGAAAACGAUGGCCAAAAAAGACAUAAAAAACUUCAAAACGUACAACAAAUGGACUUUUGUAAUUUAAAUUGUGCAAAAAAAUGGCGAACUGAAAGAACUCUACACCAGCACUGGAAAGAAAAGUUCCCAAAAGUGGGUGCAAGAGAAAGUUCUC